AUGGAAAAGUUCAAUCAAACUACAGUGAAAUAUUUCAUUAUUACAGGCAUUUCUGAGUCUCCGAUAUUACAGGCUCCGAUCUUUCUUCUGGUCUUGCUCCUUUAUCUCGUCACUCUUGGAGGCAACAUGAUAAUUGUCCUUUUGAUCUGCCUAGACCAUCAUCUACACACUCCUAUGUACUACUUUUUGUGUAACUUAUCAGUAUUGGACUUUUGUUGCUCUACUGUUACUCUUCAUAGAAUUUUAUCCACCUUUGUGACAGGUGAAAGGGCUAUUUCAUAUUUGACUUGCAUAGCACAUAUGUAUUUUUUUGGAAGCUUUAUUUGUGAUGAGCUGCUGUUUCUAACAGCCAUGAGCUAUGACCGAUAUGUGGCCAUUUGUAAUCCACUGAGGUAUACACAGGUAAUGAACGGGGGAGUUUGUUUGCUGUUGUCCAUUGUCUGUUGGAUUUUGGGUUUCCUAGAAAUGAUCCCAUUUAUUGUCCUAAUCUCAAGAUUCACCUGUUACAAAUCAAACAUAAUAAACCAUUUCUUCUGUGACACUGUAGAAGUCUUCAAACUCUCCUGUAGUGACACUUCCAUUUUCAAUAUUGUACUUGUUACGGAAGGGUUGAUACUUUUGUGCCUCCUCCCUUUCCUUCUGAAAUGUAUAUCUUAUGUUUUCAUCAUAAGUACAAUCAUGAAGAUCCGCUCCAAUUUUGGCAGGCGUAAAGCCUUCUACACAUGUUCUUCACAUAUCACAGUGGUCAUCCUACUCUAUGCAACCCUAUGUUACCAAUACCAAAGACCUUCAACCACAGAUGGUUUAGACUACAACAAAUUAUUUUCUUUAUUCAAUACAGCUGCUCUACCCAUAUUAAACCCCAUGAUUUACAGUUUCAAAAAUAAAGAUGUAAAGUCUGCAUUCAGAAGGCAGUGCAAAUAUUUAAUCACUCAUGCUGCAUGCAACUGGCAUCUUAGUUUUAAAGUAUAA
Nanorana parkeri is the source of this 972-nucleotide messenger RNA. Its product is annotated as olfactory receptor 146-like. Gene Ontology annotation, molecular function: G protein-coupled receptor activity; olfactory receptor activity. Gene Ontology annotation, cellular component: membrane. The coding region runs from base 1 to 972 and encodes 323 amino acids. Gene Ontology annotation, biological process: G protein-coupled receptor signaling pathway. Lineage: Eukaryota; Metazoa; Chordata; Amphibia; Anura; Dicroglossidae. The record is from RefSeq and is a predicted model, not a curated record. The transcript has a single exon.